Messenger RNA from Varroa destructor (honeybee mite), 891 nucleotides. RefSeq names its product polyribonucleotide nucleotidyltransferase 1, mitochondrial-like. The record is from RefSeq and is a predicted model, not a curated record. Gene Ontology annotation, molecular function: 3'-5'-RNA exonuclease activity; RNA binding; polyribonucleotide nucleotidyltransferase activity. Gene Ontology annotation, biological process: mitochondrial RNA 3'-end processing; mitochondrial mRNA catabolic process. NCBI's taxonomy places the organism in Eukaryota, Metazoa, Arthropoda, Arachnida, Mesostigmata, Varroidae. Gene Ontology annotation, cellular component: cytosol; mitochondrion.
CACACGUGAGAAAUAGUCGUCGUUCUAAAGGCUAUAUUCUCACUGUUGCUUUUAAGUGUUUCAAUAAGGUGAAAUUUAAGUGUAAGUCAGAAAACAACAGUUACUGAUAUCUUAUUACCAUGUACGCGGUACAGAGGUUCUUCAGAAUUUCUUUGACAGACUGUCGACGUUUACCGACAGGGUUUACGUCACUGAAAUCUUAUCUACGACAAUUGUCUAUUGCUGGCGAGGAACAAGUCAUUACAAUUGAUUGCUCUAAUGACCAAAGACUGAUAUUCAAAACGGGUCGACUGGCAAAAUUUGCUGAUGGAACUGCUGUCGCACAAAUGGGUGACACUUCAGUCAUGGUGACGGCAGUUAGCUCGAAGAAGCUUCAAUCAUCAGCUGGUUUUUUACCUCUGACGGUUGAUUUCAGGCAAAAAGCAGCGGCUGCUGGACGCAUUCCGACAAACCAUCUACGUAGAGAACUGGGCCCAUCCGAGCAUGAAAUACUUACCAGUAGAGCCAUAGAUAGAAGCCUUCGACCAUUGUUCCCUCGAGGAUAUUUCUAUGAAACGCAGUUGGUAUGUAACCUACUUGCAGUGGAUGGACUUAAUGAUCCUGAUGUCCUGGCAAUCAAUGCAGCGUCGGCCGCGCUUUGCCUUUCUGACAUUCCGUUUGUAGGUCCUGUAGGAGCUGCUCGGGUGGCCUUAAUAGAUGGAGAGCCUAUCGUUCAUCCCACACGAAGACAAAUGGCUAGCAGUGACCUCAAUCUUGUUGUUAGUGGAAUAGAGGGUAAUAAAGUUGGUAUGUAAUGAAUAUAUUAGCGUUUUGGCAUUUCCAAUGAUAGGUUUUCUAAUAUAGGGUCGUCCAUUCAUGAUAAAAUUAUUUGUUUAAAAUUUUUUUAUUAGA